Messenger RNA from Saprolegnia parasitica CBS 223.65, 1581 nucleotides. RefSeq lists its product as hypothetical. The transcript has 2 exons. The record is from RefSeq and is a predicted model, not a curated record. The coding region runs from base 28 to 1581 and encodes 517 amino acids. Lineage: Eukaryota; Oomycota; Saprolegniomycetes; Saprolegniales; Saprolegniaceae.
GCGUGGGGCGCGUUGUGCAAGGAUGUGAUGGCCUUUCCUGGACAACCAACUUGGAGGCCCGCCUUCACUUACGCGAUGCUGCGGACGCUCGUCGGCGCAGCGCUGCUGCUAGCGACGCUGGCGACGCCGCUGCAAGUGACGCCGAACGUCACCACCAGCUCGCCCAACACAACCAUAACCGUGCACGUGCAGCCGACGACACCGACGAUCACACUGCCGCCGAGCCCGACACCGUCAAUGACACGCCCGACACCGACGACACCAAAUGUGACGACGCCUAAGCUCGCUGCGUCGUCAUCAACGACCAGUGUUUUUCGCGUUGUCGCCAAUGCGCUCGCGAUUCCUGGUCUCGUCGUGCUCGGUGCUUUCCACUUUGGCUGGUGGACGCUGCCGGCCGCGCCUGUGAUCUUGCCAAUGGCGCUGGCCUUUCUGCAGCAGAUUGCGACCUGCUCGCUCCUCAACCUCGGAACGUCGUCCGUGCCGUCGUCCUUGCUCGGGUUCACAGACGGCCUCACGUGGCUCCUCUUCCAGGUGCCGCAAUUCUCGUCGUCGUCGGCAUCAUCGGCAACGGCCACUCGACGUCUCGACGACGCCGUCACGGGGUCAGGCCCCGAGUUCUUCGCCUACCGCGUCAACCUGAACGAGCGCCAUCUCUUUUACAACACGUGGCUGGCGACUGCCGUCGUCACGUCGGUCUGCAUCUCUCUCGGGCUUCUCUGCCUCGGCUGCGCACGCUACCUCGUGCCACCGCGCGGCGUCGGCGGCAUGAAGGCCCGGGCGUCGCGCUGCUUUGCGGCCGGCUUCUUCCUCUUCUCCGUGGCGACGUUCCCGCUGGCGCUCACGGCGGCGUACGAGGUGCGGCAGGACGCCUACACGCCCGACGGCCCGCACGCAUCCGGCGUUCUCGCGUGCGUGACGCUCUUUGGCUUUGUGUUUGGGCUCCUCGGUGCGUUCGCCUAUCUCUUCAUGGAGGACGCGUACAAGUACGAAGCGUUCGGCCGCAGCGAAAGCCUCUGGUGGUCCUACGCCCAGGUCAAGUACCGGAGUCGGUGCUUUCCCCUCUUGAGCCUCGCACUCCUCUUCCUGCAAGGCGGCAUCGUCGGCGGCGUCGCGUCGAUAUACGUCAUCCUCGUGCUCUUGCUGCUCCACCUUGCGUACCUCGGCCUGACGUACUGGCUGCAGCCGUUCGUGCACUUGAUCGUCUACCACGUGACGAUGGUCUUGGAGCUCGUCUACGUUGCCUGCCUCGUCCUCGUCUGGGUCUCGCUGGCCGCCGGCGAUGGCGUCGGCUACGGCGUCGUUGCCAUCGUCCUGCUUGUCGUCCUCGCUCUGGCACUGCACCAAAUGAUCCUCGUCUUCUCGCUCGUGGCCAAGACGUGCUUUGCAAAACCAAAUUCGCCCGCCUACACGCAGUCGGCUGCCACGGCGCGCGCCCGACGCCCGCCCGCACCGGCGACGGGAAACGAGCGCCCUCUCCAGUCGGACCACAGGCGCCUCGCGACGGCGGAGGCGACGCUGCGACCCAAGCGCGGUGUCAAGUCCAACCGCCACCAGCUCCCACCCGCUCCCCGCCCCGUCUAA